Molecule: messenger RNA, 987 nt
Organism: Brenthis ino (lesser marbled fritillary)
Lineage: Eukaryota; Metazoa; Arthropoda; Insecta; Lepidoptera; Nymphalidae
Source: the annotation of a GenBank genome assembly
AUGGGUCGUCUAAUGUCUGCUAAUAGUGAAGGUCUAUCGUCGUUUCAACUACUUGCAAGACUAUCAUUCCCUACAGUGGAAACUAAACCAUACAAUAUGCCAAACAGUAAAGAAAUUGAUCCAAGACACAGUUAUGCCAAAGAAAAAUUUGAACAACUUAUGGACUACACCAGAUACAUGAAUGGAAGAAUUAAAGAACCUCACAACCCUACAGAACGUCGAGAAAUUUUAGAAACCGCUCAGAAAAAAUUAUUUUCUUUCAUCGAUGUCCAUAUCAAAGAUUUAAAACGACUACUUUUUGAAACCGAUAUGGCUUUGAUGUCUAUGGUUUUAUUAAAACUGAAUAAAAAGAUGGAUACAUCUGAAGCGAAAAUAAAAUCUACUCAAGCUAAAAUACCUUUCGGCCUAUACACAAGUCCUGAAUUUAAGUGUCUGGGGACAUCGUACUAUAUCGCUUCACCACAUAAUCAAGAAGAUGUCCAAAUGAUACUUUCAAGCGAGAGAAAGCCCCAUUGUUACACAUUUAGAGGAGCUUUUGCAUUUACGGGAUUCUAUCAUCGACAUUCUGAAACGACUUAUGUGGGACCUCACGCUGAACAGUUCCAAGCGAAGGAUCCCAGUCAAGGACUCUACUGUCAUUCAGAUGAUAACUGGAGUGAUGCACAAUGCAUCUAUAAAAUAAAUCCUAGAGAAGAAUUUCCAGAAUCCGUUGAAUAUGAACCCAAAGUAUCAUAUUACUGUGGACCGUACCGCUACUUCAUCCCAGCUACAACCGACAUCAGAUGCAUCUUCUCCAUUUUCUCAAUGAACUUCAUACUACGAUUUGGAUACGACGGAGUCACAUACAAAAGCUCAGAUUUGACAUUUAUGUAUCAAAACGGCCAAGUGUUCUACACAGAUGAGCCAUGGGCAGGAAUGUCUUGUUGGAACUGGGCGUGUAAGUGGCGACAUAAUCAAAACCAACGAUCUAACGAAUUCUUUGUUAAU